UUUCCUCACACACUAACUUCUUUAGCUUAAAAGCCAAAUAUUUACUUCUACAUUUAUGGGUGAUUCCAACACAGAUGAGAAAGUCUCGGAAAAUGAAGAUAACAAAGAAAAACAAAUUAAUACUUUAAAUUUACUUUUAUCAAACGAACCAGUUAAUGGACCAAAUUCCGCUUUUUUUGAAGAAGUUCGUCUUGUAGCUAAUCAACAAUUACAACAUGCUUUGGCUGAUGUUUCAAAAAAUAAUACAGAAGGAUGGGAAUUGUUUGUGGAAGAUGGAAAUUUAAAAAUGUAUAAAUUGGAAAAUGAAAUUGAUGGAAUUGUUAUUGAUCCUUUAAAAGCUCUUCACUGUAUUGAGGGUGUGACUGCACGGGAAUUUAUUAAUAUUUUCUUUGAUCCUUUUAUUAAACAAGAAUUGAAUGAUACAAUCCAAAGUUGUGUAAUUAUUGAACAACUGUCACCUGAUAGUGUAUUUUUACAUCAAGUUCAUAGAAGAAUAUGGCCAACUGCCACACGUGAAUCUCUUUUUUGGUCACAACGUUUAAAUGUUUCUUCAAAGAAAAGUUCAGAUGCUUUUGAUGCUUGGAUGGUAUGUAAUAAAUCAACUAAUCGAGAGGAUGUAGAGUUAUCAUCUUCUUCGGCUGUUCGGGUUAAAUUUACAAUAGCAAUGUUAUGCCAAACAAUUUUAAAAAAUAAUAAGCCAAUUGAAGAAUUAACUAGAAAUGAUAUUCAAUGUAAAAUUGUUUAUGUUGCUGAAGUCCAUCCAGGUGGUUGGGUACCAAAAAUUGGUGUAAGACAAGUUUAUAAAAAGGAAUAUCCAAAGUUUUUACGAACAUUUAGUAAAUAUGUUUAUGACAAAGUAAAAAAUAAAGAAAAUCUAAGUUUUUAA
This is a messenger RNA of Meloidogyne enterolobii, 886 nucleotides long. NCBI's taxonomy places the organism in Eukaryota, Metazoa, Nematoda, Chromadorea, Rhabditida, Meloidogynidae. The record is from the annotation of a GenBank genome assembly.